Messenger RNA from Trypanosoma brucei brucei TREU927, 1494 nucleotides. Its product is annotated as protein disulfide isomerase. The coding region runs from base 1 to 1494 and encodes 497 amino acids. Lineage: Eukaryota; Euglenozoa; Kinetoplastea; Trypanosomatida; Trypanosomatidae. Gene Ontology annotation, biological process: protein folding; response to endoplasmic reticulum stress. Gene Ontology annotation, molecular function: protein disulfide isomerase activity. The record is from RefSeq and is a predicted model, not a curated record. Gene Ontology annotation, cellular component: endoplasmic reticulum. The transcript has a single exon.
AUGCGCGCUAUUUUUCUUGUUGCUCUUGCGCUCGCCACCAUGCGCGAGUCGACUGCGGAAUCCCUGAAGCUCACCAAAGAGAACUUCAACGAGACCAUCGCAAAGAGUGAAAUAUUUCUCGUGAAGUUUUAUGUUGACACCUGUGGAUACUGCCAGAUGCUCGCACCAGAGUGGGAGAAGGCGGCCAAUGAAACUAUUGACAAUGCACUUAUGGGCGAAGUCGACUGUCACUCACAACCUGAAUUGGCGGCUAACUUUUCCAUCAGGGGAUACCCAACAAUCAUUCUCUUUCGUAAUGGCAAGGAGGCGGAGCACUACGGUGGUGCCCGCACGAAGGACGAUAUUAUCAAGUACAUUAAAGCGAACGUUGGACCGGCAGUGACGCCAGCGUCCAAUGCUGAAGAGGUGACAAGGGCAAAGGAGGAGCAUGAUGUAGUGUGCGUUGGCCUGACAGCCAGCAAUAGCACUUCACUUUCUACCACACUGGCCGAGGCCGCGCAGUCGUUCAGAGUCAGCCUCAAAUUCUUUGAAGCAGAACCUAAGCUUUUCCCCGACGAGAAGCCCGAGACCAUUGUGGUGUACAGGAAGGGAGGCGAAAAGGAGGUUUACGAUGGCCCCAUGGAAGUAGAGAAGUUGACAGAAUUCCUUCAAAUUUCUCGCGUUGCCUUUGGGGGUGAAAUUACCCCGGAGAACUAUCAAUACUACUCAGUUAUAAAACGACCCGUAGGAUGGGCUAUGGUCAAGCCUAAUGAAACUGCUUCGAUCGAGUUGAAAGAAAGCCUCACAGAAGUGGGUAAAAAAAUGCGAUCCCAUAUGGUAGUUCUCUGGGUUAACAUUUCGAAACAUCCGGUUUGGAGGGACUUCGGUGUCCCGGAGGACGCCAAGUACCCCGCCUUUUUGGCUAUCCACUGGGGCGCCAAUUACUUGCAUUCCACAGCGGAGGUUGUGACCCGCGAGUCCCUUGAGAAGUUCAUCCUGGAGUUUGCUGCAGGUCGUGUCGAGCCCACCAUCAAGUCCCUCCCUGUCCCCGAGGUGGAGACUGUUGAUGGCAAAACCACCAUCGUGGCAAAAACAAUGCAGAAGCACCUUACGUCGGGAAAAGACAUGCUCAUCCUUUUCUUUGCCCCUUGGUGCGGUCACUGCAAGAAUUUCGCUCCAACCUUUGAUAAGAUCGCGAAGGAGUUCGAUGCAACCGACCUUAUCGUUGCCGAGCUUGAUGCCACAGCCAAUUACGUUAACUCGUCUACUUUUACAGUUACAGCAUUUCCGACGGUGUUCUUCGUCCCGAAUGGAGGGAAACCCGUUGUUUUCGAAGGUGAACGCUCAUUUGAAAACGUCUACGAAUUUGUUCGCAAACAUGUGACAACGUUUAAGGUGAGUGAGAAACCAGCUAAUGUGACAGAGGAGAAGAAAAGCGAGGAAGAGAACAAGAGCAGUAGGAGCAAUGAAAGUAAUGAUAGCAAUGAGAGCAAUGUUGAUAAACAAGAUCUGUAG